Molecule: messenger RNA, 483 nt
Organism: Pelobates cultripes (western spadefoot toad)
Lineage: Eukaryota; Metazoa; Chordata; Amphibia; Anura; Pelobatidae
Source: the annotation of a GenBank genome assembly
CAAAUCCCUGCAGUCUCCCGACAGAGGAGUAAUGGUAAACCUGGUUGGCAGACAAAAUUGAUAUAUCCCCCGGGCACCAGCACCCGCUUGAGCACAUACGAAUGGGGGACCAACCACCUCGCCGGACCCGCUCACCAUCCUACGGUGUCUGUAACCACUGACCAUCAGGCAGAACUCGCCAUCUCCCAGGCUCACGCUCGGGAAGAUGGGAGCAAUCGGCGCAGCGAACACCCCACACGGGCUCUGGAAAAGUCCCGACGAGAGGGAACAGAAGAAAUCACUGCCACCACGGUAACCGGGAGGCUACCAAAACUCACCCCCCUAACGACACACAAAGAAUCAGCAGGGGCACUGGGACUGUGCCCACAAUGGGCUCACGCCCCCUGGCCCGAGCGGCACCCACACAACUCCAACGGCCCCACAGAGCGGGCAUCGGCUGACUGCAGGCCACCCUGGGGACUAAGACCUACGUACCCCAUGUGA